UGUCAUGAAAUUGCCAUUCGUUUCUGCUCUAUAUACCUGGGCAGAUAAAACACAUUUUCCAAAUAUAUCUACCGACGUGAGUGUACAUAUCGCCAUACAAAUUGCUCGAUUAGGACUAGUUCCACCGCAAAUUUUUCAAGCUCAAUAUGUCUCUGUGGUCGCAGCUGAGACCCAUGGAGUGGUGUAGGUCGGUCUACAGGGACUAUCAUUCGUGGUCAUUCGUCAAGUGUUCCCUUGCCUUUUGUGCCGGAGUGCUCCUGGUACGAAGUCUCGACGGAAAAUUGCCGGACAGCAGCUUGGUUCCCGAAAUCUAGUCCUCAAACUGGCCUAGAGUAGGAUCAUAAUGCUCGUCAUCCCACCAAAUUGACGUCGGAGAAAAAAAACAGAUUGAUGUUUCUGAAAUUUUGUAUCAUCAUGGUACUCAACUUGUUGAUUUAAAUCGAAUUAAACAAUAUUGUUUAAA
Molecule: messenger RNA, 463 nt
Organism: Drosophila suzukii
Lineage: Eukaryota; Metazoa; Arthropoda; Insecta; Diptera; Drosophilidae
Source: RefSeq, a predicted model, not a curated record